CGAUGAGCUUCAUCUCCGUAGCCGUCUGCCGCUCGGUUAAACCCUUAAACCCCAAAACGCCGCCGUCUGGUAUCGCCUAUUAACAAGCCCUGCGCCGUUUACAGUCAAGUUUCCGAAACUCUAUAGCAGCAGACUACAGCGAACUCCAUCGACCAAACAUUGCCAUUGAGACGAUUCGAAAGCUCAAUGGAGGACGACGGGUCGUAUAAACGGGGUAGGAAGAAAAUGGGUAUGUCUAGGAAGCCUGAAAAACAAGGUCAAGGUCAAGGUCGGUCCUUUGAUGCUGGUGUUAGUAAAACUGCAUCGGGGCGGGGCUCGAAUCGGGAGAGCUAUUCGGCACCGCAGACUGUUGUGAGGAAACAGGUUGACCCCGAAACCGCAAAGUACUUUUCGGAGAUUGCUAACCUUUUCGAGAGUGAUGGGAUUGAUAUUGAGGAGCGGUCGUCUUUAUGUAGUAAUGCACUUGAAGAAACUAGGGGGAAAGAGCUGGAGCUUGCGACGGAUUAUAUUAUUAGUCACACUUUGCAGACUCUCGUUGAGGGCUGUGAAGUCGACUGUCUUUGUGCUUUUCUCCGGAGCUGUGCGAAGAAUUUCCCUUUGAUUGCAAUGGAUAAGUCUGGAUCUCAUGUAGCUGAGUCUGCCAUCAGGGCUUUAUCUAAGCAUCUUCAGGAGAGUGACGCGUAUGCUGUUAUUGAGGACACUCUAAAUACAAUCUGCAAGGUGAUUGUGAAGAAUCCUGUUGAUCUGAUGUGUGAUUGUUACGGAUCUCAUGUUCUACGAAGUCUUCUCUCUCUUUUUAAAGGAGUGCCAUUGGAUUCUUCUGAGUUCCGAAUGAGGAAGUCAUCUUCUGCCCUACCAGAACGGUUUAAUUUCAAGGCACCUCUAUCAGACACAGAUGUUUCACCACAUGUUAGACCUGGAUUCCCGGAUUUACUUAAGUUUCUUGUUUCCGGGAUGUUAAAAUGUGCUCGAAACAACAUUAAAACCCUUCAAGUUGAUCAGUACAGCAGUUUGGUUCUACAGACUACUCUGAAGUUGUUAGCAGGGGAUGAAGAAGAGCUGUUGCAAAUAAUUCCCAUUCUUAUUGGAUGUACCAGGGAAGAUAUUGUAGAGGAGAACUCCAUUGAACCAACUAUCGUGAGAGAUGUUUUAGGUUUGAUGAAAGAAACAGCAUUUAGCCAUUUAAUGGAGGUUGUUUUGGAAGUAGCUCCUGACGUCUUGUACAAUGGAAUCUUCUCAAAGAUCUUCAGGAACUCUUUAUUUGACCUUUCGUCCCAUCAUUGUGGGAAUUUUGUCAUCCAAGCACUUAUUUCUCAUACAAGGGAUCAGGAUCAAAUGGAGAUAAUCUGGGAGGAACUUGGUUCGAAUUUCAAGGAUCUGCUUAAAAUGGGAAGAUCUGGUGUUAUUGCUUCGCUUAUCGCUGCAAGUCAAAGGCUUCAUAGUUACGAACACAAGUGUUGUCAGGCUCUUGCUGCUGCAGUAUAUUCAAGCAGUGAGUCUUCAACAUGCAUUGUUCCCCGUAUACUGUUUCUUGAUAGCUACUUCAAUUGUGAAGAUAAGUCUAAUUGGAGUUGGCCAAGCGGUGUUAAAAUGCACGUCAUGGGUUCUUUGAUACUGCAAGAAGUUUUUCGAUUUCAAAUUGAAUUUAUACAGCCUUUUAUUACAAGUAUUACAUCCAUCACAGCUGAUAAUGUCCUUGAAGCUGCUAAGGAUCCAGGGGGUGCUCGUGUUAUUGAAGCAUUUUUAAGUUCUAAUGCUUCUGCAAAACUGAAACGCCGAUUAGUUAUGAGGCUUCGUGGACAUUUUGGAGAGCUAGCAUUGCACUCGUCAGGUUCCUUUACUGUUGAAAAGUGCUUUACUACUGGUAACAUUUCACAGAGGGAAGCCAUAGUAUCUGAGUUGGUAGCCGUGCAAAGUGAGCUUUGGAAUACAAGGCAAGGUCCUCAUCUUAUGAGGAAACUAGAUGUUGAUGGAUUUGCUGCUAGACCUGAGCAGUGGAGGUCCAGACAAGAAUCAAAGCAAUCAACUUUGAGAGACUUUUCUGCUACAUUUGGCUCUAGUGAGACCAAACCAUCAAACAAUAGUGAGACUGAGCAAUCAAAGAAGAGCAGCUUUCUUUCUGAUGAUUAUAAGAAAAAAUCAAAAGUGGGAAAAACAGUUGACCAUCACCAGGCAUCUCCUGCACCAUUUUUGAGUACAACAGGCUUCAAACGCAAGCCCAAGGAAAAAGAACAGAGCAACAAGAAGUUUGCAAGAGUCUCGGUAGAUGAGGAUGUUUCUAAAGUGAAGAAUAAGUCAAAGAAGAAAAGGCAUGGUGACGAUGCUUUUUCUAAAUCCCCCAAGAAGUUGAAAGCAUGAAGAUGUGGAUGAUCUACUUCUGUCUAAUGUUGCAAAUUUUUGCCCGCCUCGGUGGAGGUAUAACCUAAUUAGAGAUUGAGAAUAUAUGGAGAAAGUUUUGAAAAAGAGAAAAAGCUUAGAAAAAGAAAGAAAAAGAUAGGAUGUUUGAAUAUGAACUGGAGUGUUUCUUUUUUGUUCUUGUUCCUGUUCUUAAAGUUGAUGUUGUUAAGGCAUAUGCCUUUUGUAACAUAAAGAUAUUCUAUAUAUACAUUCAAGCACUACAUUCAAGAAAAUUUGAAAUUUACAUUCAAAA
Messenger RNA from Rosa rugosa (rugosa rose), 2650 nucleotides. Its product is annotated as pumilio homolog 23. The record is from RefSeq and is a predicted model, not a curated record. The transcript has 11 exons. Gene Ontology annotation, molecular function: RNA binding. Gene Ontology annotation, cellular component: 90S preribosome; preribosome, small subunit precursor; nucleolus. NCBI's taxonomy places the organism in Eukaryota, Viridiplantae, Streptophyta, Magnoliopsida, Rosales, Rosaceae. Bases 187 to 2358 code for a protein of 723 amino acids. Gene Ontology annotation, biological process: endonucleolytic cleavage in ITS1 to separate SSU-rRNA from 5.8S rRNA and LSU-rRNA from tricistronic rRNA transcript (SSU-rRNA, 5.8S rRNA, LSU-rRNA); endonucleolytic cleavage to generate mature 5'-end of SSU-rRNA from (SSU-rRNA, 5.8S rRNA, LSU-rRNA); endonucleolytic cleavage in 5'-ETS of tricistronic rRNA transcript (SSU-rRNA, 5.8S rRNA, LSU-rRNA).